AUGCAUCUACAAGAUCUACCCUUUCCUGCUCUGACUGUCUGUAAUGUAAACCAAGCGAAGAAAUCAGUAGCAGAACGAUAUAUUAACUCUGGAAUUUCCUUGGACAAAAAGUUAUUAGACAGUUUAUGUUCAACCGAAGCCGACGUAGACCUUUUUGAAGACGAAAUUGCAGAGAGUGCUGAUUGGGACUACACUCGCUCCUUUCUCAUCAAUGUAACACAACCCUGUAACGAAAUGCUAGCAACGUGCAUAUGGGACUCGAAAAACAUGAACUGCCAAGACUUGUUCAAUGCACAGCUUACUGACGAAGGACUCUGUUGUACCUUCAACGUGGUGCACCGUGAAAAUAUGUUUAGAAAUCCAAGAGACUUGAACGAUUUGAAUUUAACUUUCCCAUUACCAUCCGUAGACUGGACUCCUGAAGGAGGAUACCCUUCAGAUGCACCACCUAACGGAUUUCCAUGGAAACCUAAAGGCGUCGGUACUAAUCACGGCUUGACGCUGAUCUUGGAUGCCAACGUAGCUGAAUAUUAUUGUGCUUCGACAAAAAGCGUCGGUUUCAAGAUACUUCUCCACAAUCCGACGGAGACGCCGAACAUAGCAAAGAUAGGCGAGAUUUAUGGGCCCGGAGUAGAAGCGAGGGCAGUGAUACAGCCGAGAAUUUUAGACGCAAGGCCCGCUCUUAAAUACAUCGACGUUAAUAAAAGGCUUUGCCUAUUUUCCAGUGAAAAAGAAUUAGUAUUCUAUAGGACUUACACUUUACGAAAUUGUGAAAUGGAAUGUAAAGCCAAAUCGAUGUUAGAUAGAUGUAAAUGUGUCCAUUACUACAUGCCUAAAAACAGAACGACACGUGUUUGCGGCAAAGCUGACGCUAAAUGUUACUCCAAAAUUAAGCCUAACACAGAAACAGAUACGCCGAUCUGCGAUGAGUGCCUGCCGGCCUGCAACGAGAUAUCCUACUUUGGGCGACUCAGUACGGCGCCGCUGAAUAAGGCGCUCAUCGGCCAAUACCCCGAAAUACUACGCAAUAGGACUCCUGAAUAUUUCAUCGAAAAUAUGUUAAUAGUCCACUUCUAUUUCGAGGAUAACACAUUUUUAAGAUUUACAAAAGAAGAAAUAUUUGGCCUCACGGAAUUCCUGUGUAAGUGA
Messenger RNA from Parnassius mnemosyne (clouded apollo), 1149 nucleotides. NCBI's taxonomy places the organism in Eukaryota, Metazoa, Arthropoda, Insecta, Lepidoptera, Papilionidae. The record is from the annotation of a GenBank genome assembly.